AUGGGUAGUGGGCAUUUUGUCGCUGAAGGGUAUGGAAAAGCAGCUUUUAUGAGAAACAUCCAGAUUGUUGACAUCCACAACAAGCUUGUCACUCCAAAUAGACACAAAGACCUUCUUGGAACUAGUGAUAAAACAAAAUAUAGUAUUGAUGGCUAUGUAGUUGAUAAUCAUGGUAUGCAUAUGUACUAUGGUGGACCAGGUAAUUUAGCCUGA
Molecule: messenger RNA, 213 nt
Organism: Triticum turgidum subsp. durum (durum wheat)
Lineage: Eukaryota; Viridiplantae; Streptophyta; Magnoliopsida; Poales; Poaceae
Source: the annotation of a GenBank genome assembly